AUGGGCUCAUCCUGCUUGUCCCGGAUAACAAUCUCAUCCGAGUCAGAGAGCACGUCUACGCAGCUAUCGAGCCGCAACGUUUCGGUCGAGGUCGAGGCCGAGGACGGCGUCGGCCGGCGCGUCAGUUGGCUUUGGAAGAGGUUCCGCCGGACGCCGGCCGUCGUCGUCGUCGUCGGCGGCGGCGGUGCGGGGACCCGGGCGCGGGCUUGCGACGGUGCGUUGGAGGGCCUCGCGGGCGUAUAG
Messenger RNA from Parascedosporium putredinis, 243 nucleotides. The record is from the annotation of a GenBank genome assembly. NCBI's taxonomy places the organism in Eukaryota, Fungi, Ascomycota, Sordariomycetes, Microascales, Microascaceae.